Entamoeba invadens IP1 is the source of this 546-nucleotide messenger RNA. RefSeq lists its product as hypothetical. NCBI's taxonomy places the organism in Eukaryota, Evosea, Mastigamoebida, Endamoebidae. Bases 1 to 546 code for a protein of 181 amino acids. The record is from RefSeq and is a predicted model, not a curated record. The transcript is spliced from 2 exons.
AUGUUUAUUUUCUUUAUUUCUCUUGUGUCAUCCUGUGAAAUUAACGCGUACUCAAAAAACGGAAAUUGCACACUUUGUGAUGUCAAUUGUGCGGAUCAAUGUGUGAACGAAAUUGGGUGCACACUCUGCAAAGACUCAUAUAAAGUGUCAAAUGGAAAAUGUGUUGAGCGUUUGUUGUCGAUUCGGCUCACGACCUUCCAAAAUACGAGAUGUUCAUCUGUAGAGUGCCCGUAUUGUGAGAAAAGUUAUUGUAAUGGAACGGCAUGCUCGUCGUGUGUCGUUGGGUAUUAUGUAAAUAAAGGAAAGUGUUCAAAGUGUGACAUUCAUUGUAACCAAUGUUCACAGACGUUGGGAUGUAUGAGCUGCAUCCAUGGGUAUUCUGUUCUUAACAUGAAAUGUACAAAAAAUAAAUUGGACGAUGGAGACUAUGUUCUCAUUGCCGUUGGGUCUUUUUGUGUUGCUUUAUUGCUUGUUGGAAUUGCACAUAAACCCAUCGGAAUGCUUUUUAACUACAUAACAAAGAAGAAAGAUUCACUUCCCAUAUAG